GUAUGUGUGUCCAGUAUGCGUGUCUAUACCUUUGUGUGUCUCUGUGUGAAUCUGUCUGAGUCUGUGUGUAUCUCGGGUGUGUGAGUGUUUGUGUGAAUCUGUGUUGUUUGUGUCUUUGUGUAUGGUUGUAUAUGAGUGUGGAACUAAACAGCAGUGUAUGUGGAUCUUUUUGGUGUAUGUGUGAGUCUCCGUGUGUGUCGGAGACUGUGUGUCCGCGUUGUGUGUGUGUGUAUGUGUGUGUUGUGAGGUGGCUCUAGUCAAAGCCCUCAUUUCUGAUUGGCUCAGCUCGGUGACGGGCCCGGCUCCUUCCCGGGUGCAGGCUGCGCUCGCGUGUGUGUCGGGGUGUGUGUCGGUGUAUGUGUGUCGGGGUGUGUGUGUGUGCGCGCGCGCGCCGGUGUAUGUGUGUGUGCGUGUGUCUGUGUGUGUCUGUGCGCGCGUGGGGGGGUGCUGUGUGCGUGUGUGAGUGCGAGUGUAGCUGUGCGCGCCGAUGUGCGGGCAGCGGCGGGGCGUGCGCGGGGCUGUGGCGGAGGAGCGGGGAAGGCUCUGAGAGCCGCGGCGGGCUGCCCGCCCCCGGCCCUGGCCCCGGCCUCGGCCCCCAGCCCCCAGCCCCAGUCCUGGCCCCGGGACCAUGGCCCCGGCCCGCGCCGGCCUGCCCUCCUCGCUCUGGGUGGUCACGGCCGUGGCCGCCACCUGCAUGUCGGCGGCCCGCAGCGAAGUGAACUUGCUGGACACAUCGACCAUCCAUGGGGACUGGGGCUGGCUCACAUACCCGGCACAUGGGUGGGAUUCCAUCAACGAAGUGGACGAAUUCUUCAGUCCCAUACACACAUACCAAGUAUGCAACGUCAUGAGCCCCAACCAGAAUAACUGGCUUCGGACGAACUGGGUACCACGGGAUGGUGCCCGCAGGGUGUAUGCGGAAAUCAAGUUCACCCUGAGAGAUUGUAACAGCAUGCCUGGGGUGCUGGGGACCUGCAAGGAGACCUUCAACCUCUACUACCUGGAAUCUGACCGGGACCUGGGCACCAGCACCCAGGAGAGCCAGUUCGUGAAAAUCGACACCAUUGCGGCGGAUGAGAGCUUCACUGGUGCGGACCUGGGUGUCCGGCGCCUCAAGCUCAACACGGAGGUUCGGGGUGUGGGGCCACUGAGCAAGCGAGGCUUUUACCUGGCCUUCCAGGACAUCGGGGCCUGCAUUGCCAUCCUCUCCCUCCGGGUUUACUACAAGAAGUGCCCGGCCAUGGUACGCAACCUGGCUGCCUUCUCGGAGGCAGUGACAGGGGCUGACUCUUCCUCCCUGGUGGAAGUUCGUGGGGAGUGUGUGGGCCACUCAGAGGAGCGGGAUACACCCAAGAUGUACUGCAGUGCUGAGGGGGAGUGGCUGGUGCCCAUUGGGAAGUGCGUGUGUAGUGCUGGUUAUGAGGAACUCCAAGAUGCCUGCGUGGCCUGUGAACUGGGGACUUAUAAAUCAGCUCCAGGAGACCAGCUGUGUGCCAGGUGCCCCUUACACAGCCAUGCAGCUACAUCUGCAGCCCAGACCUGCCACUGUGAUGUCAGCUAUUACCGGGCUGCCCUUGACCCGCCAUCUGCAGCCUGUACUCGGCCUCCCUCUGCCCCAGUGAACCUGAUCUCCAGUGUGAAUGGGACCUCUGUGACCCUGGAGUGGGACCCUCCCCUGGACAAGGGAGGCCGCAGUGACAUCACUUACAACGCCAUCUGCCGCCGCUGCUCCUGGGACCAGGGCCACUGUGAGACCUGUGGCAGUGGCACCCGGUUUGUGCCCCAGCAGAUGAACCUGGUACAGACAGCCCUGACGGUAGCCAACCUCCUUGCCCACAUGAACUACACCUUCUGGAUCGAGGCUAUCAAUGGUGUGUCUGACCUCAGUCUGGAGCCCCGACGAGUUGCCUCUGUCAACAUCACCACAAACCAGGCAGCCCCCUCCCAAGUGGUGGCGAUCCGCCAGGAGCGAGCUGGGCAGACCAGUGUCACACUGCUGUGGCAAGAGCCAGCCCAGCCUAAUGGAAUCAUUCUGGAAUAUGAAAUUAAAUACUAUGAGAAGGACAAGGAGAUGCAAAGUUACUCCACCCUCAAGGCCACCACCACCAGGGCAACUGUCUCUGGCCUGAAGCCAGGCACCCAUUAUGUGUUCCAGGUGCGAGCCCGCACUUCAGCGGGCUGUGGCCGCUUUAGUCCGGCCAUGGAAGUGGAGACUGGAAAACCAACAGGACUCCGCUAUGACACCAGGACCAUCGCGUGGAUUUGCUUGACUCUCAUCACUGGUCUGGUCAUCCUGCUGCUGCUGCUCAUCUGUAAAAAGAGGCACUGUGGCUACAGCAAGGCCUUCCAGGACUCUGAUGAGGAGAAGAUGCACUAUCAGAAUGGGCAGGCUCCUCCCCCAGUCUUCCUUCCCCUGCACCACCCCCCUGGGAAGAUUCCUGAACCCCAGUUCUACUCAGACCCUCACACCUAUGAAGAACCUGGGCGAGCUCGCCGUAGCUUCAGUCGUGAGAUCGAGGCCUCCAGGAUCCAUAUUGAGAAAAUCAUCGGUUCUGGCGAGUCCGGAGAGGUGUGCUAUGGACGAUUGCGGAUGCCAGGGCAGCGAGAGGUGCCAGUGGCUAUCAAGGCCCUGAAGGCAGGGUCCUCAGAGAGACAGCGGAGAGACUUCCUCAGUGAGGCAUCCAUCAUGGGACAGUUUGACCACCCCAAUAUCAUUCAUCUUGAGGGUGUUGUCACCCGAGGCCGCCUGGCAAUGAUUGUGACCGAGUACAUGGAGAAUGGCUCCCUGGAUUCUUUUCUGAGGACCCAUGACGGGCAGUUCACCAUCGUGCAGCUGGUGGGCAUGCUGCGAGGGGUGGGCGCUGGCAUGCGCUACCUCUCUGACCUAGGCUAUGUCCAUCGAGACCUGGCUGCCCGCAAUGUCCUGGUCAACAGCCAGCUGGUGUGCAAGGUGUCUGACUUUGGCCUCUCUCGUGUCCUGGAAGAUGACCCUGAUGCCGCCUAUACCACGACGGGUGGGAAGAUACCCAUCCGCUGGACAGCCCCUGAAGCCAUUGCUUUCCGCAAGUUCUCCUCAGCCAGUGACGUGUGGAGUUUUGGGGUGGUGAUGUGGGAGGUGCUGGCCUACGGGGAGCGGCCAUACUGGAACAUGACGAACCGAGAUGUCAUUAGCUCGGUGGAGGAAGGGUACCGUCUCCCUGCCCCCAUGGGCUGUCCCGCAGCCCUCCACCAGCUCAUGCAGGAUUGCUGGCACAAGGAGCGGAGCCAGAGGCCUCGUUUCCCCCAGAUCGUCAGCAUCCUCGACUCGCUCAUCCGCAACCCCGAGACUCUCAGGGUCACUGCCACAGUGAACAGGUGCCCACCCCCAGCCUUUGCCCGCAGUUGCUUUGACCUUCGAGGCGGCGGCGGAGGGGGCGGCGUCACUGUGGGGGACUGGCUGGACUCCAUCAGGAUGGGUCGAUACCGGGAGCACUUUGCCGCAGGGGGCUACUCUUCUCUGGGCAUGGUCCUGCGCAUGAACGCCCAGGAUGUUCGUGGCCUGGGCAUCACCCUCACAGGACACCAGAAGAAGAUUGUCAACAGCAUCCAGGCCAUGCGGUCCCAGCUGACCAGUCCCAGUGGCCCUCGGAGGCCCCUCUGACCUGCUGCUUGCUUGUGGAGACUAAGAGGGAGCCCAAAGCCAGGCCACCUGGGAGGGGAAGGGGUUCUUAGAGGGCUCGAGGUCAAUGGGCAAACUGUGUGGAGCUGGCUCCGUGGAGAGAAGGCCUAGGACCUAGCCCAGGAAAGAGGGGAGGUGGAGGCCACCCUCCCCAUCUCCCUCUCCCUUCCUCCUCAUGCUUCCCUCUGACCAUCAGACUUGCCCCCUGGGCUGGGUCAUGGGGGGCAGAGGGUAGUUCUGCUUGGGGUUGGAAGCCAAGCAAGGUCUUGGCUAGAAGCUACCUGGCUCUCAGGAUGGACAUGUCACUGCCCUCAGCCUCCUGAAAGCCCCUCACCUGUCUUUGAUGUGUCCACUCACAAUCCAGGGCCUGUGAGGGUGGGACAGGCAGAGACUUCACCAAGGUUCCCACUGGGUCCUAGGAACUCAUCCCCCGAAGGCUGCAAGCCUCCACUGGCCCUCAACUCCUGGUGUCAGCCAAAGACACUGUCCUCCUGCCCUCUGUGUGUGUGUGUGUGUGUGUGUGUGUGUGUGUAUGUGUGUGUGUGUGUGUGUGUAUGGGUGUGUGUGUGUAGGGUUCAAAGGUAUUCUGAACCAGUCAGACUAUAUCCAGGGUGCCACAUUUUGGGAAAAAAGCUGAGAAAGCUCAAGGAGGUUAUCCAGAGGGCAACCAAGAAAGAGAACGCCCUUGAGAACAUGCCACAGGAGAAUAGACUGAUGGAACUGGGCAUGAUUCACUGGAGAAGAGAAGACUCAGGGUUUGGGCACAAGAGACCGGCUUCCAGUAUUUAGAGGGCUGUUGACUGGAACAGGAAUUAGAUUUGUUUUGUUUGACCCUACAGUAGCAUUCAUUAUAAGCUGCAGAGAAGCAAUGAUAGACCCUGUUAUAAAAACAAAAAACAGCCCAUUGGUUACUAGUUCGUGACUUUGGAUGAGUCGCUACUUCUUCCACUUCAAUUUCCUUAUCGAAGAAGUGAGGGAGUUGGAGUCUACAAUUUUCUUGGACUUCCCUGGCCUUUUUCCUGAAGCCACUGGGGGGACACAGGAACCUCCUGACAAGCUGUGUGACUCACUCACUUUCUCUAGAGCUCAGUUUUCCCUUCUUUAAAAUGAGUGGAGUUGAAGUAGAUGGAUCUGUAAGGCUCUUCUGUGAAGGGAAGAGUCCAAGUGGAAAUUAGGGAGAUAUAGUGAUAAUCCUGUGGUUCGAAUUAGCUUAAAGCAGAGUGGGCUGCCUCAGUGGACUCCCACUGUUUGGAGGUCCUGAAAUAGAAUUGGAUGGACCACUCCAGGGGGUUCCACUGGGGGGACCCUGCCGAGGUAGAACAUAUACUGGCCGGCCUUUAGGUACUGCCCAACUGGAAUAGUCUGUAUUCCUUGUGUGAAUGUGUAUGUGGGUGUGUUUGUGGGCCUGCUAAAACAUGUAUGUUUCUGUGAGGAGAUAUUUGUGGGUGCCCAUAUCUGUGCUUAAGGCUUUCCCCUAGUCACAGGGAGGUAUGUGCUUCCAAGAUGGUGGAUUCAUGCAUUUGCAUGUAUGGCUGUGAGUAUGUUUGUAAGUGUGUGUAUUGGUGUGAAGGUGCCCUCUUUGUGAGGCUGUGGUCAGGUGACAGGGCUUCAGCCUUUCCUCCAUUCCCUCCACUCACUCACUCCCACACACCCACUUUGAGUUCAUGGGUCCUAGAGCACCCAAUGGGUGCCAUCUAGGUUCUGUGAUCAGUGCCCCACACACACACUGGGGCACCCCAAGAGAAACCAGUCUUGUUUUCAAAUUCACCAGCACCAAGACCCCAUCACCUCUCUCUCUCCAGCCCACCCAGGGACAAGUGAGGACCACCACAGAUCCAAGCUCAGGUUUGGGGGGCUGGGCUCUUCCUGGUCCUCUGUCCCCCAUGGCCCACUCUCCCCCAUUAGCUUUGGGGGAGCUCCUGGAGCUCUGGACACCUUUGGGCCAAAGUGUCUGCACGUCUUUGAUCUUCAGAGUCUGGAGCCCCUUCUCUUCUUGUCACCCCCAUCCCCACUCCUACCCAAUCUCCACCUCAGUCCUGGGGACGUUUUCGGUCCUACUGCUGCUUCAAUGGGAUAACAGGGUUGUCACUAUCACAAAUUCUUUUUCAUGAAGAUAUUACUAAAGCUGCCUAGGGGCCCCCAUCCCUAAACACCCUCCACUGCCCUGUUGGCCAGGGAGGAGGGGUGCAAUGGGACCUUUGGCUGCCAGGCCCCUAUUGCCCCCAUGGGGCCCCCAAUACCCAACCAUUUCCCCCUUUCUUCCCUUCCCCCCAAACACACUGAGCAGAGUUAGGCCAAGCUUUGGCCAUGGAAAACACCAAUCCCCACCCAAAGGCCCUGCCUCUGUUGAGGAAUCUCAGGACUUCAGAUACUUCCCUGAACAAUAAACUCCUCACACCAGCUGGGCCUUCCUCUGGGUUGGCAACCACAAAGGGAUAGAAUGAGGAGGGGAAGGGUCUUUGGAACUGGAAGUGGGAGGACUUAAAGGGCCUAGAAAGAACUGGAAAUACUUAGGGUCACUAGAAUACAGUGUCAGAGCUGGGAGGAGUCUUAUAACCCAAUGUUGGAAACAGAAAGGAUUUUAUAAGAGGGAAUAUCAGAGCUGAAGGGACCCUUCAAAACCACCCAUACCAAACCCUCAUUUUUGAGGGGGUCGUUGAGUAACAGAAUGGGAGCCAGAGACAUGGUUCCAUUGACUUCCUCUCCAAUAGCUCUUUGCCCCAGUCAUACCCCACAAUGAAAGCUUCAGACUCUAGGGGGAUCAAUAAGGAGGCCUAUAAAGACUCCCUCCUUUCUCAGAAUCUGACCCUGCACCCCUUUUAACCACCCCCUACUACCAACCCCAGGGUAUGUAAAUAUUUUUUUUCUACUUGUGUUUGAGAAAUUUUUUCCUGACUUCCUAACAAUGCAAAUAUGGUCUUCAAAGCACAGAAAAAGUCACCAAGUGUGAGUAAGGAUCUUCCAAAAGAUGACUAAGCCCAGCUGGGGCCCCUGUCUUGGGAAGCUGGGUUUGCUGUCAGGGGCAGGCCCCCCUCAGCCCCUGUGCACUGCCUCAGCCUGCAAAGGAGAAUGGGAUGAGGGGCUGGGCCAGGCCCCCAUCUCCCUCUAUUUCUUUCCCCAUCACCCCCAAUCAGCACAGUUGUCCCAAGGACACACCAGCAUGGGGCACCUCCAAGGCCCUGAGCCCCUCUUGUUCCUGCAAUAAUUCUGGCCCAAGGUACCCCUGAGGCCACCAGGGUCUCUCUCUUUCUCUCUUUCUCUCUCUCUUUCCCCCUCUCUCCCUCCCCUUCUCUUUCUCUUUCUUUCUCUCUUUUCCCCUCUUUCUUUCCAUCUCUCUCUCUCUCUCUCUCUCUCUCUCUCUCUCUCUCUCUCUCUCUCUCUCUCUCUCUCUCUCUCUCUCUCUCUCCCUCCCUCCCCUUCUCUUUCUCUUUCUCUUUUCCCCUCUUUCUUUCCAUCUCUCUCUCUCUCUCUCUCUCUCUCUCUCUCUCUCUCUCUCUCUCUUUCUCUCUCUCUUUCUUUCUCUCUCUCUCUCUCUCUCUUCUUUCUCUCUCUCUCUUUCUCUCUCUCUCUCUCUCUUUCUCUCUCUCUUUCUUUCUCUCUCUCUCUCUCUCUCUCUCUUUCUUUCUCUCUCUCUCUCUCUCUCUCUUCUUUCUCUCUCUCUCUUUCUCUCUCUCUCUCUCUCUCUCUCUCUCUCUCUCUCUCUCUCUCUCUCUCUCUCUCUCUCUUGCCCCCUUUUCUUCCCCUCUGCUCCUCUGUCUUUCUUUCUUUCUCUCUCAACUACACAGCCAAUCUGUCCUUCCUUCCUAUGGAAGUUGGGGACUGGGGCUGGACACAGCACAACAUCAGGCUGGGCCCUGGCCUGCUCACAAACCCACAUUCCCAGGCCUCUCAGUCCACCCAGGGCACAGGGAUCCCUCAAGACAAUUGGUCAGAAGGACUGGUCUGGACCAAGUUGUGGUUCCAACUUCCACCCUGGAGAUGGGCACCAAAGCCCUCACUGUGUUCUUCACUCUGAGUCAACAACUUGCCCAGGAGAGUAAUAAAUUUCUUCAUCUUGUGCCCA
Monodelphis domestica (gray short-tailed opossum) is the source of this 7721-nucleotide messenger RNA. The record is from RefSeq and is a predicted model, not a curated record. NCBI's taxonomy places the organism in Eukaryota, Metazoa, Chordata, Mammalia, Didelphimorphia, Didelphidae.